AUGGCAUCAACGAGAUUGAAACAAAGCUGUGCAAAAUGUAAUAAAGGUGGUGGUACGGCCAUGUGUCAUGGUUGUCAACAAUCAUUUUGUACUAAACAUUUUCUUGAACAUCGACAAGAACUUUCUCAACAAAUCGAGGAUGUUGGUCAAGAGCAUGACCUAUUACGACAAGAUUGGAAUCGUAAUAAAAAUAUAGACACUUUAUUAGUACGUAUUGAUAAAUGGGAACAAGAAUCAAUUAAAACUAUUCAAACAUGUGCUCAGAAUGCUCGAGUUGCUCUCCAACAAUUACAUAAUCAAACAAACAAUGAAUUGAAGAUGUCUUUUGAUAAACUUACUCAAGAAAUUCAGGAUUAUCGAGAAUCACAUGAUUACACGGAAAUUGAUAUUAAAAACUGGAUUGAACAGUUAAAAGAAUUUCGUCAAAUAAUUGAAAAACCAUCAUUUGUUAAUAUUGAUUAUGAUAAUAACAUAGCGUCAGUCAUCAAAUUGAUUAAAGUAACUCGUGCACAAUAUUUACUGUUACCUUUUUCUCCAGGAAAACAAUUGAAUGAAGAUAAUAGUCCUACUGAUGAGCAGAUUAUUGGAUCGUCUAGUGAGAAAUUUGGCGAGAGUUUUGGAAAUAUUGAAUUGUCUACAGAUGGUCUCACUGCAUCGUGUUCGCGAACUAAUUGGGACAUGUCAUGCAUCAGUGGUAUUGGUUGUUAUUCAUCUAGAAUACAUCAUAUUCACUUUCAUAUUGAAAAUAAAACUAGUAAUUAUUUGUUUUUCGGUAUUAUCACAGCGUCACAACAGUUGGCAUCAAACAUCUCGGAAGCAAUGUCUGCAAAUGGUUGGUGGGAAUUAGAUUAUAUUGUUGUCAAUGGUAAAACGAAAGCCGGAAAGCAAACCAAAACAAUCAAUUCAUGUGAUGACGUGACAUUGAUAUUGAAUUGUGACAAACGACUAAUUCAGCUUCUGCAUCAUCGUACAAAUAAGUUAGUUGGAAUAUCAAUCGAUCUUGAACAAUGUCCAUUUCCAUGGAAAAUAAUUAUUAGAUUGUUUUCUGCUAAUGAUUGCAUAAAAAUUGUUCAUUCGUAA
Molecule: messenger RNA, 1080 nt
Organism: Rotaria sp. Silwood2
Lineage: Eukaryota; Metazoa; Rotifera; Eurotatoria; Philodinida; Philodinidae
Source: the annotation of a GenBank genome assembly